Molecule: messenger RNA, 1365 nt
Organism: Arachis stenosperma
Lineage: Eukaryota; Viridiplantae; Streptophyta; Magnoliopsida; Fabales; Fabaceae
Exons: 1
Coding region: 1-1365 (454 amino acids)
Molecular function (GO): RNA-DNA hybrid ribonuclease activity; nucleic acid binding
Source: RefSeq, a predicted model, not a curated record
AUGAGAAAGGGGAUAGCAUUUGAAUGGACCCUGGCAUGCGAGGAAGCGUUCAACCAUUUCAGAAAGAUUCUGGCAACACCACAUGUACUCGGUAAACUCGUGGUCGAGGAACCACUCUACCUGUACCUAGCCGUCACGGAAGAAGCGCUGGCAGCGAUCUUGGUGCGGGAAGAAGGGAAAGUUCAACAACCGAUUUACUUUGUGAGUAAAGCGCUGCAAGGACCAGAACUUAGGUACAGCAAGUUGGAGAAACUGGCACUAACACUCCUGACCUCUUCCCGCAGACUACGACAAUACUUUCAAGGUCACCAAGUGGUCGUGAGAACGGACCAGGAAAUUCGUCAAGUGCUCCAAAAACCCGACCUAGCGGGAAGAAUGAUUACCUGGGCCAUCGAGCUAUCCCAGUACGAUUUGAGAUAUGAGCCUCGACAUGCGAUUAAGGCGCAAGCAAUGGCAGACUUCAUAGUGGAAGUAACCGGGGAUCCAGUCGAGGACACGGGCACACGGUGGAAGCUCCACAUAGACGGAGCCUCCAACCAGACGGUCGGGGGUGCCGAGAUCAUCUUAGAAAGCCCAGCCGGAGUCAUCUACGAACAAUCAGUCAAGUUCGAGUUUUCCGUAUCGAACAACCAAGCGGAAAAUGAAGCCCUCCUAGGCGGCUUGAUCUUAGCUCGGGAAGUCGGGGCCACGAGGCUAGAAGUAUGCAGUGACUCACAGAUCAUCACGUCGCAAGUAAAUGGAAGCUACCAAGCCAGAGACUCGCUAUUGCAAAAGUACUUGGAGAGGGUCAAAGAACUGAGCAAACAGUUUGAGGAGGUCACGGUCCAACACGUUCUAAGGGAAAGGAACACACGGGCAGAUCUCCUAUCCAAGCUAGCGAGCACGAAACCUGGAAUCGGCAACCGGUCCCUCAUUCAAGGCAUCACGAAAGAACCAGUAGUUGCCCUCCACUUGACCAAGAUAAGCCCCUCCUGGAUGGACUCCAUCACUGAUUUUUUGCAGAAUGGCAAACUCCCUAUAGGUGAGAAGGAAGCUAAAGCAUUGAGAAGGGAGGCUACCAAAUAUACGAUCAUACAAGGCCAACUGUUCAAAAAGGGACUCAGCCAACCCUUGCUGAAGUGCCUACAUCCCGACCAGACGGACUACGUACUCAGAGAAGUCCACGAGGGGUGCUGUGGUCACCACAUCGGGGGCAAAGCCCUAGAGAGGAAGCUCAUCCGAGCCGGAUAUUACUGGCCAUCAAUGAUGAAAGACUCCAAGGAGUUCAUGAAAAAAUGCGUUAAGUGCCAAGAGAACGCUAACGUCCACAGAGCACCGGCCACCGAACUGAGCCUGAUGACGUCUUCCCGACCCUUCGCACAGUAG